This is a messenger RNA of Penicillium brasilianum, 402 nucleotides long. NCBI's taxonomy places the organism in Eukaryota, Fungi, Ascomycota, Eurotiomycetes, Eurotiales, Aspergillaceae. The record is from the annotation of a GenBank genome assembly.
AUGCCUCCAAAAUCUGCAAAGACCACCCAGGGCUCUGAGCAAGGCGUGGAUGGGGAUAAUGCGUUUUUGGCCAUGUGUCUUCGCAAUAUCGAUCCCGACUCCAAGAAGGUCGACAUGGGUGCCGUUGCAGAGGCCUUGGGCUAUGGCAAUGUCAAGUCCGCCGGAAACCGAUUCAGUGCCCUGAAGAAGAAGUACAACCUCCGGGUUGAACUCUCCUACCAUCGGGGUGAUGGCCCUGCCAGCCCCAAGGGCCCCCCGAGCAAGGUACAGAAGCCCGGUGCCAGGCGCGGCCGCAAGCCUAACGCUGAGCCCGCCAAGGAGUCCAAGCCCAAGGAUGAUUCUGACAGUUCCGAUGACGAGAACGACGUCAAGGCAGAGAAGACCAGCGAGAAUGAAGCUUAG